GAAAAUCUUCAAGACGAUGAGGGGCCACACAUAGAGGGGGGUAAGUGAUAAUUUAAAUAGAUUAUAGCACAGGUAUUUCAAGCUCGAAAUAUGAGCAUCGGCGAACAUCGGCAUUGUUGUGUAAUAUUCGAAAUCAAGAGCCAUAAUGGGACUUGUCGAAAUAUAAGGAUUUGUAUCGGGAAAAGACAUAUCGUUUCUGUAACCUACAAAAAUGAAAGGAUUUCAAUUAAAAAAACUGCUCACCUUACGUAAAAUGUGUGUUACGUCUCUCCCGUGUGGUCCACGGGUCGAUUUAUGGCCGUUUUAUGGGUUUUUAUGUAAACGGUUUUCUCUAUAUAUAGAAGGUUUAUAUAGAGAGAAAAUCGUUUACAUAAAAACCCAUAAAGCGGCCAUAAAUCGCCCCGUGGACAACACAGGAGAGACAUGAUACACAUUUUAAGUAAGGUAAGCUGUUUUUUAUUGAAAUCCUUUCAUUUUCGUAGGUUACAGAAACGAUACUUUUUUUCCCCAUACAAAUCCUUAUAUUUCGAAUGUUAUGCAACAAUGCCGAUGUUCGCCGAUGCUCAUAUUUCGAGCUUGGGCUACCUGUGAUUAUAGUAAUAAAUAACAAUUAUUUAUCACAAUUUAGGGCCAGGUUUUCUAUAAUUUAGUUACUUUCUACAUUUAGGUAAGAUGCAAAUGCGCCACAUUGACGGUCAACGUUAACUCUCCUGGUAUAGUCGAAAAAGAGAAAUUUGUAAAAUCUCUUGACUUAAUAACUGAAAUCCUAAUAAGUCCGUAUAUCAGAUUGAUGAAGACACAAGUACAUGUGCGCCGGAAAGACAACAGUUUUCGCACUGUUACACUGUAGUGGAGCUACUGAAUACCUUGAAAAGCUUUUCAAGCAACAAUGCAAUCAUCCAUACAUGAGUAAAAUUAAUGAAGAUAUGACCAUCGCAUUAGUAAUCACAACUUCAGCAAUUGCAAAUUAUGCCCGGGAAGAAUUUCAGGCUUUAAAAAGUACUCGAACCUAUGGCCUCUUUGUUACAGAAGUAGUGCUACUGCCAACACCUUAGCUACGAAGACCCUAUUUUAUUGUGACUGGGAGCCGGUAUAUAUAUCUUUUUUAUCACAACCGUACCCGUGAAAGGAAAGAAACAGAAUGAAGAAGACAGCAACCUUAUUUUAUGUUUCAUUUCUCUUUUAGUCUAUAUGAAGGUUAACCCAAGCAUGGGCUUUUUUUUUUAUUUCUUGUUUUUGUUGUUGUUGUUGUUGUUGCUUUUUUUUUAAUCCUUUUUCCCUAAGUCAAUGCCAAUGAUCCACUGAGUAGGUGAGAAAUUAAAUAUCAUGGCGUAUUUCAUAAGUUAUACAGUCACUUAUUGCAGCAACCGAAAGUUUUUUCUCUUGUACAAAUCACGUUAUUUUUGGCUGUUUUGAUGUUAGAUUAUUAUCCUUGUCAUAGGACACUAACAUGAGUGCUUUGUCGUAGGCUGCAAUGACGUAUAUAUCAACUGGUGUCGCAGGUAUUCUUUGAGAUGUUCUCACCCAAUUGUAUACAACUACUGUCCAAGAACCUGUCACCGAUGCACUGGUAAAUACCUUAACAGCUCAAAUCGUUCCGGUCUUAAUUGGUCUGUAUUUGCCAGUCAUUACAUCGAACAGCAGUCUUGGCCAAGAAACCGCCCGAUACUAAGGGUGCGCACUUCAAGCUUGAAUAUUCUGAAAUGUAUUAGAGAAGCACAAAGAUACUAUCUCAUAUCUGUCCGUGUUAUUAUAACUGCAUCUUAAGAACACUAUUCCCAGCUCCCUUACACGUGAACGAACAAAACAUUAUUUUUGGAUUUUUCCAAUUAACCCAAUACCUCUCAGUGUUCUGUUAAAUGGUCCUUAAGGUGAUGUUUAUACUAUUUAAGGGUUCUGAUGAGGUAUAUUGAGACCCUCGCACUUGAUAUGUCAACUGUAACUUGAGUCUAAUGUGUUAUUCUAGGCGCUAACGGGUGGAGCUCCUGGACAGCUUAUAGCCGAUGCUCUAAGACAUGCUACUAUGGGUUACAAACCAGAUCAAGAAAAUGUUCUAGUGCUUCAUCUUCAGCUUGUCCGGGGUCUUCAAUGGAAAGUCGUAGAUGCAACGAGCGCGUGAGCUGCUUAAGUAAGAAUCUGGAUAAUAUGACAACAUUUAAAGGUCAAACCUGAGAUAUUAGUAUACUUGCUUGAAAGCCGGUAAAUGCUUACGUAGGUUUUAGCUUUUAUCAUAUCUAAGGGUUGAGCUCACAAAACGGGGUAGUAGCCACAUUAUUUUAUUUAUUUUUAUCUUAUUUUAUUUUGUUGUCAUUUUUGUACCAAAAAAAUGUCAAAGAUAUUUUUUUCUUUCUUAAAGAUAAAUAGAUAAUUGAGGUAAGCACUAGACAAUGAUAGCGUGUAAUGAAGACUUGUAACUUCAAACGAAAACAAUAGUUGCCAAGGCUGCAUUGUUCUGAUAACUGGAAUUUUUGCAAGUUAGAAGCUGGGUAUUUUAUAAUUGUAUAUAUACUACAGGUAAUAAAAUUAAAUUAUGUCUCGUUACGAUAACAACGGACCUGCUACCGAAUAUUACCGAGAUUAAUAUCUAAGAAUUACGUAAAUGAAUACUGAACAAUGGAUAUUCUGGCUUGUUACCAUAUCGCGAAAAAGUAAGACAGAAAGAAAAGAGACAAAACUGUAGGGGAUGAUAUAAUAUCUGAGCAACAGUCUUCUACAAUGAAAGUCCAUUGUCCAUGAGCUACAGUUACAUGUUCCUAGACGAAAAAUAUCUUUAAGUUUCGUUUAACCCUGACAGAAAACCUUUCCAGCCCCCUGGCCGGUAUGGUAGAUCCACAUCAUGUCUUUUAUCUUGUUUUUAGAGGAUAAUGUGGGAUCAAAUUCUGCCCAUGCCUCAAUCCAAGGUGUAUGGACACAGUGGGGAUCAUACUCCAAGUGCAGUAAAUCUUGCGGAUCAGGAUUACAGUCAAGAGUUCGCAAGUGCAUAAAUCCUUCGAAUCCCUCAGGACACGAACGAUGCCCAGGACCUUUUAGACAACGUCGACCAUGCAACCAAAACCCCUGUCCAGGUACAGAUUUUCGUUUAAUCUCUUCAAAAUCUACACACACAAAUAAACAAACAUAGGAUAGAAAAGUAAGUCUGUCUUGUCAGUGUGACAAUUAAGGAGUGACAGCAUCUAACUCGUUUACCCCCUCGAUAUUGACAGAUGAGGAACCAGAUACGGUCCACUACUGCUUGUAUUAGCCCCCCACCCUUGCUUCUGCCCCCCCCCCCCCCCCCCUUCCCGUUACAGGCCCUCCUGCCUGCAAACAAAAAAUAACAUCCGAAUACAAAACCCUCGGAUAUAAGCCCUGUCCCCUCUCCAAAUGUAUUGAAAUGAAAUCGAUUCCAUAUUCCAUAUUCCAUCAGCAUCACUACAGCUUGAUUCGAAGAACUUUUUUAUUCCGGUAAUAAACUCUCUCGGAUAUAAACCCUUCCGGUGAUAAUCCCUCCUAAAACCUCUAACGAAGAUAUAUAUUUUUUGCUAGGGAUACAUUAUAAACAGGGGUUUGAGGUACAUGACUAAGUAGGCGAUAUUGUAACCAAAUAAGUAAUUGAGCUCUCAUUCAUCCAGUCAUUUAAGUUUUAUACGAUGGCUUAGAGAGAUGUGUCCAUUAUAUUAGUUGAUGGUGGGUGGACUUCUUGGGGACGUUUUCGCCAGUGCAGCAAAACUUGUGGAGGAGGAAAGCAGUACAAACAGAGAUUUUGCAAGAACCCUUCCCCUAAAGGUGGAGGAAAAGUUUGUCAAGGCCCUAAUAAGUUUUAUCGUAAAUGCAACAGGCAGCCAUGUGCAGGUAACUAUUGUACCCUGAUGUUAACCCUAUUCAGACCAGAGAGUGGCUUUUGAAGGCCCCCUAGCCUGAAUAACUUCAAAGUCACUCAAGCCAUGACCAACAAAUGUUUAAAUAACUUUUACUUUAUAUCUAGGACAUUUUAAAGGCGUCGUGGCGAGUACGGCAAUACUGACGUAACCAUGGCAACCUGUCACAUCACAGGGUUUUAUUUCUAUUUUUGCUUCUGAAUUACAUUUAGAUAAGAAUUAUUUUAUCAAAUUUGUUGUAACUGCUGAUGUAAUCCAGGCUUUUAUGUAACAGAUAUUUUCCGCAAGGUUGUGAAAAUAAAAGGCACCAACACAAGGCCUUUGAUGUGCAGAAUGCAGCCAUUUGUAUGAUAAUCUACUCCCGGGGGAUCGAUCUCGGUUUUGUAAACAAUGUGUGCUUCAUUGAGCUGUGGAGACUGCUGCUAAGUUAAUAAUUUACCCUUGAUUCGAUCCUCAGUUCACGGUAACUGGUCUCCAUGGAGCGUAUUUGGAAUAUGUAGCAGAACUUGUGGAGGAGGUAUUAAAUACAGAAGCAGAUUUUGCAACAAUCCUGCUCCUUCAAGCGGUGGAAACACAUGUUCGGGGCCAUCUCGUCAAUCAAUUGCCUGCAACACGCGGACAUGUUCAGGUUAAAAGCAUUCUCAGUUAAUUUUAAAGGAUGGUUGAUUUCAAACCCUCUAUAAUUCGAGCAUGGAAUUAGAAAACUUAUUAAGAAAAUUAGUACCGAAAAUUCUAGAAAAUACAAUAAGGCGCUCUCAAACUUUUAUUUUGAAUUUCUAGAAUAUUUAAACAUUGUAUAUUACACUUUCAGUAAUGUUAAAUCAGAUGAACAGUGCGUCUUUUUUUCUCUUUUAAACUUAAGGUUGCUCGAUCCAGUCUUUCAGGGUCAACACCUCCUAAAUUUGAGCAUAAUAUAAACUACGUCUCCAUAAACAAAGAUUUGGAAAAAUUGCCACCACAGUUCUGUUAGACAGAGAUGAAAAUUUGUUAUGACCAGGGUUGCAAUGACAUCGGAGUUGUCAUAGCAACUAAAUGACGCCAUUACCUAUUUUACUUGCAACAGUAUUUCUCGUCACUGGGAAGUGUUCUGACUUCCAAAAUCGUUCACGGGAGCUUUUUCCUCCAAUAACCGCCUCAAUGUUCGUGAAGUUUAAGCAAAAUCUGUAAGAGCGUUAUCGAGAUAUUUCGGGAUGAAAUUUUUAUGGUUCGAAAUGCGGUAAAAAAUGUUCAAUGUCAUUGCAACCCCGAUCAUAACAAUUUUUCAACUUUACCUAAUAUAAUUGUGGCGGUAAUUUUUCCAAAACUUUGUUUUUGGCGACGUAGUUUAUGCUCAAACUUGGUAGGUAUGGAGCCUGAAAAACUAUAUCGAGCAAAGUUAAUUCUCGCUUAGUGAUUGAUGAAUUCUAAGACUGUACAACAAUCUCGUGUUUGGCAAAUAUUGAUAGCGAUUUAAUGGUAGCACAUCCUUAAAGUGGUUCUUUCUCUUCACACGAGGGGGUUUUCGUGAAUUUUGGGAGCUAUAUAAUUUUAUUAUAAUUUCAGUGUUCAUCGGUUUUAUAAAUGAGUAGGAUAGUUAUACUAUGGUACAUGUGAUUUAUGGAUACAUUAUGAAUAAACCAAGGUCGGUACUCUUACUACUCCAUCACCCCAGCUGAUGAUUACGUUAACGAAAAUAUCAUUAACUUUUUUUUUUUUAUCUGCAACCUAUUUAUUUCCUUAUUUGCUCCUUCUAAUUACAUUCGUAAUAGUUGAUGGUCACUGGUCGCCCUGGGGAGCUUUUGGAGACUGUAGCAAAUCUUGCGGUGGAGGCAAGCAACGUCGAAGCAGAACUUGCACCAAUCCAGCACCGUCUGGCGGUGGAAAUACUUGUCUAGGGCCUUCAUAUCAGUCAAUUGCAUGUAACCCAAAGACCUGUCCAGGUGAACCAUACAUUUCGUCUAUUUAUCUCUCCUAUUGCUACAUUUCUUCGGUUUUAUAAUGAAACAAAUGACGUCGAUGAAACUUAGGGCGCUUUCCAAAAGUCAGAACUGGACGGCCGGACCAUUGCCGGACCGAUCAUUUUGAAAAUGAAAUAGGCUUUUUUCCAAAGAGGUUUUGCUGAAAAACCAUUUCCUUCUUGCAUACCAUCUAGGAUCUGACUGAUCUAGCUGGACAGUUUUGAUUAAAAGUAAAUUCUCAUUACGACGGAAAUGACUUGACAGGUCAGUUCUGACAAAUGGAAAGCGCCCUUAGAGUCAGUAUCACUUAUAUUGGCUGUAUAUUUUUUGCACUCACCACAGUAAGUUUUUCCGCAUGAUGCUUCAAUCAGAAGACAGUGACACCAGGUUCUUAUAGUUAUAUUCACAAUGUAAUGAUACAAUGUUAUUAAUGUCGCUCUUUAUUAUUAUUAUUUUUUUAAAAUAUGGUGAUUCUUCCGUUUGGAAGAUCAAGUUUUCGUCCUUAUUAAUCAAGGCAUCAAUGUGUGCUGUCAGUUUGUUUCCAUCAUGCUUUUUUUUCUUCCUUUACUUUUAGUUCAUGGUCACUGGUCGGCUUGGGGAUCGUUUGGACCUUGUAGUAGGAGUUGUGGAAGUGGCAAGCAGUAUCGAAGAAGAGCCUGCAAUAACCCAGCGCCUUCCAGUGGUGGACGUACUUGCAAUGGACCAUCUCACCAAUCAAAAGCUUGUAAUAUACACGUCUGCGCAGGUAGAUACUACAGCGGCAUCCAGUUACCAGGAUGGAGUGAAUUUAAUGUUUGUUUUUGUUGAUCCUGGGAAAUAACAUCCAAGUGCAAAGUGGCUAGUUAUUGUAGAUUUUUGUUAUAAUCUCAAUGUUCAACGGUUUUAUAAAUGAGUAGGUUAGUUAAGCUGUGGUACAUAUGGUUUAUGGAUACAUUUUGAAUAAACCAAGGUCGGUGCUCUUCCCACUCCGCCACCCUUACUACCUCAUCUGAUGAUUACUUUAACGAAGAUAUCAGUCACGUUUUUCAAAUAUAGAGCUUCUUCCGUUUGGAAGAUCAAGUUUUCGUCCUUAUUAAUCAAGGCAUCAAUGCGUGCUGUCAGCUUGUUUCAAGCAUUUUUUUUUACUUUACUUUUAGUUAACGGUCACUGGUCAGCUUGGGGAUCGUUUGGACCUUGUAGUAGGAGUUGCGGAAGUGGCAAGCAGUAUCGAAGGAGGGCCUGCAAUAACCCAGCGCCUUCCAGUGGUGGACGUACUUGCAAUGGACCAUCUCACCAAUCAAAAGCUUGUAAUAUACACGUCUGUGCAGGUAGAUACCACAGCAGCAUCAAGUUAUUAGAUGGAAUGAAUAUCUGCUUUUGUUGAAGCUUUAGCUGUCUCUCACUGCCAAACCAAACCUGUAACGCAACUGGAAGGACUGAGGAAAUCCCACAAUAGCUAGUGGUAACCGGUCGUUUUCUGCAGGAUUUACGCCCAAUUGUAAGCAAAAAUAAUUCAAAAUGGAGACAAGCGUUAUGAUGGUAAGGAUAAGUAUCUUGCACCAGUAAUUCGCGGAAAACACGAUCCGAAUGAGAUUAGAGUAUGCGUUUACAAAUUCAGCACAACUGCUUCUACAGGUAUAUCUGGCUGUCAGUAUGCCAAAGCAUCUUAGAUAAGUGCUGCAAAGAAACCUCUGAGCUAGUAAUACGCACUUGUUCAAACAUACAUUGCAUUCACAAAGUACAAGAGGAGUUGGGAGCUUUUAGAUAAAUUUAAAAGAAGUUAUAUAGAAUUCAGAAACGCUUAUUAGUCUCCUAUUUAGUUUUAAUGUACUCCUCUUAGUUGACGGUCACUGGUCUUCGUGGAGUUCAUUUGGACCAUGCAGCAAAACAUGCGGUGGGGGAACUCAAUACCGGAGUAGAGCUUGUGAUAAACCAGCACCGUCUCCCAAUGGUAAAACUUGUCCUGGACAAUCUCAGCAAUCGAAAGCUUGUAAUACACAUUCGUGUCCAGGUAAGUAA
Messenger RNA from Porites lobata, 7792 nucleotides. The record is from the annotation of a GenBank genome assembly. NCBI's taxonomy places the organism in Eukaryota, Metazoa, Cnidaria, Anthozoa, Scleractinia, Poritidae.